AUGGAAGACAUUUUUGUAGGUAGUUGCAGAAUUGUAGGGUGCUGGCAUAUGAGCUAAUCUGUGAUUAAAAUUAGUGUUUGACAAUGAGUUCUGACCACGAUGAAAGUGUUGAGCAUUUGGAUGAUCAAAAUGCACAACUUGGUGUAACAAAAAUGGAUACUGUGCCUUUAGUAAAGGAAACUGGAGUUAGUGAACAUCCAAAGCCGAAGCGGAGGAGGAGGGGGAAAAAGCGUAAACACAGGAAGGAAAGCGCCGCUACGUGUGAGAACGAGAACCACGAUGAGUGCGAGAGCGAACAGCAUGUGGAGGACGAGCAUGAAAAUCAUGUUGACUGUGAGUCGCCAACUUGGGAUUCUGACGAGGACUUGAGUUGUGAUAUAAACGCAUUCACUGAUGUUAUUAUUCGCCCUGUAAAUGUGCCUAAAGCGCCUAAAAAUUCCACACAGUUUAUUAUAGAUGAUCACAACGAAUGUCGUCUGUAUAUGAGCUUUGAGACUCCAAAUCCUUACUCAGCUGGCCCACCAAAUUUUGAAGGAAAGGAUUGUAUUUUAACUGAACCUGAUUUUGAAGAUGCUGCAUAUAGAGACAUCGAUUACGAAUAUGAAUCUCCGCAGGAUUUUGAUAAUUCUGCAUAUUAUGAUCGAGAAUUUGAACUGUCUUACAAGAGCAAUCGUUUUGAUGAACUUAUGCUGUUGCCUAGAAGUCAGUUGAUUGCAGCAUACACAAAUCUGGAGUUACGCUUGAAAGAAUUAAAUGAUGAAUUAGCUGUGGAAAAUCCUAGUCAUAUUCUGGAAAAGCUGCAAGCGGAACUUCUAGAACUGCAAGAAAAACAUAGCUUUUUAAAGGAAUGCAAUGCUAAACUGACUGCUGUGGUGUUAAAAAAAGAAUCCGAUUGCCCCGAGGAUGCUUCAUCCACAGAUUUAACAGCAAGUAUGUCAGUAUCCCACAAUGAACAUAUGUUUGACAUUAGUAGUGAUUCUGAUAAAGAACUUAGUCAAGAAGUUGCUGCUCCAGAACACUUAAGUGAUGAACCCAACAGUGGAUCUGAUUCUGAUAUCCAGAAUGUUGGAAUAAAUUCCUCGUCUGGAGAGUCAUGUGAAGAAACUAAUGAUAUUGAAGUGAGUAACUGUCCUCAACUUGUGUCUGAGGAGGAAACUGAGGAUAUUGAAGAUAGAUUAUCUCCUGAAAUUAUGUCUGAAGAAGAAACGGAUGGUAUUGAACAGAGAUUAUGUUCUGAACUUGUAUCUGAGGAAGAUGACACUAAUGGUAGUGAAAAGAGACUGUGUUCUCAGACUGUGUCUGAUGAAGAAAAUGAUGAUAUUGAAGAAAGAUUGUGUCAUCAACUUGUAUCUGGGGAAGACACUAAUGAUAGUGCAAAAAGACUGUGUUCUCAGACUGUAUCUGAAGAAGAAACCGAUGGUAUCGAAGAGAGAUUGUGUCCUCUACUUGUGUCUGAGGAAGAUACUAAUGACAUUGGGGAGAAAUUGUGUUCUCCACUUGUGUCUGAGGAACAGCCUACUCAGACUAUUAGAAAUGAUUCUUCACAUGGACAAAUUCUUUUAAAUGAUUCUAAUAGUCAUGAUAAUUACAAUACUGAAGCAUCUCACUGUACUGUUGAGGUAUGUGCAGAGUUAAAAGUUCAUGAAAAUUGCUCUGAGUUACAUGUUAAGCAAGCAAAUAUUUCUGCAAUUGAAGCACCAUAAAAAGAAAUGCUUCUGAAAGAUAGUCAGAUUUGAUCAGUCAAAUCAUCUUGUGUAUAUGCAUAAAAUCAGUGUUAGAACUGUAAUGUUUCUCUAUGUUUAAAAGUAAAAAUUCUUUCUAAAUGUUAUGUAAAUAUUGUAUGCAUUGUUACUUUUCAGUUAUGCACUUGCCGCACAUUUUGGCAUCUGUGAAAGAGAAGCCAAACAUAUGCAGAGACACGAUAAUACUGUUGGGGAACAAAUCAUCAUGUCUGUAUGUGUUUAAUUUAACACAUUUUAAUUGUGUACAAGUUAAAAAAGAAAACCUGCCAGACUGUGUGGCCAGUGCAUAACAGAAAAGCACCUAUGCGUUAUAGUAAUUAGUUUUUUAGUAAUGUGUAGAAUACAAUGCCAGCCAGCAGCUAUUUUUUAACUUUUUGAAAUGUAAAUCUUUUAAGACCUGUUCUUGAAGUGAUGUAUUUAAUACAUUUAAUGACAUUGAUUUUUAUAACAACUAACUUUUUAUUUUUGUGAUCAUAGAAUUGAGAGUUUUAAAAGUAGGGUAAUGUGUAAAAAAUUUUAAUAAUUCCUUGAUCAGAUAAAAGGGUCUACGAUAAGUCUCUGUUAUUCCAGUAAUUAAAUAAAGCUAAAACUAAUAAUGGUUUCUAAUUUAGUAUUCCAAAUUUCUGAAAUGAUGUAUAUGCUACUUAAAGUAUGAGAGAAUGCUUUAUGAUAGAAUUAAUUACCCAACUACCUAAAGUAACCUUUCAAUUUAAAAAUGUUCACGAGUUGUCAAAAAUGUUUUCAAUGUGACCAUUUAUAUUUACAUGUCAAAGUUUAGGUAAGAUGCCAUCUAUGUUGUAUUAGCAAAUACUGAACUUUUCAAAUAUAUAUUCAUAAGGAAUUUUACUUACUGGCUUUGUACUUCAUUUCUUUUGUGCCUUUGUGGAUUUGGUUCAAAAUUUCUUAUCUGGAAUAGUGUAGGAGUACCAUAUAUUUAGUUUUUAAGUUGUGUCAUUUUUUGCUACUUUUACUUCUGCCCCUUUUGGUGAAAUGUUGUUCACCAAAAGUUUUUUGUUUUUCAGGAAAUUAAGUAUUGCAUCAUUUGUAUAAUUAUUAUGUGCAGAAAUAGGUAAAAAAAAUAAUAAUUUGUAAAAAGCUAAUAAGUUUUGUCUACAGUUUACUAUUUGAGUUAGUACAUAUUCAGGCGACUUUAAACAAAUUGUUUUUCAGUCAUUAUAUUGUAUUUACGAUUGUAUUACAAAUUUUGACUAGCUCUGUAAUUUGCUGUUAAAUAGUUAGAGCUGGUAAAUUUCUUCGUCAUAUUGUGAUAUAGAAGUUCAGUAUUUCUUUUUUACUGAAGUCUGGCUAACUAACUGUGUUACUGUACAGUGCAAGUGUAAUUUUCAUUUACAUAUAUGGCUGCAUUCAUUUAGAAAUUAAUGUAGUAUUUCUUUGUCUUUUACAUUAAAAAUAGUUUUCUUUAGUAUGAAAUGUAUAUAAAUAUGCUGUUGUGUCAUCUGCUAUGGACUGCAUAUGUUUUCUUGUAUAUGGACUGUGUAAGUAUUUAAGUUGUUAUUGAAUAUUUUCUUUAUACUGAUGAACAAAGGAAUUAUAUGUAAUGAAUAAGAUUUUGAAUUUAGUUUGACUGUAGAAUUGGUUGUCCUUGCCAGAUUGGCUAUUUAUUGCAAUUUCUGAUAACAUACGUUGGUACUUCUUUAUUAUAGCAGCCACCGCCAACAUUGAAUUGCUAAUCAACUCAGGUAUCUCGUCGUGUUCUUAUACCUCGCUAUAUGUUACAUCUCGGUUGAUUAGCAAUUACAUUUUGGUGGCCAAUGUAAUAAGGAAUAACCUAUACUUUUAUUCAGAUUUUAAUUACAGUAUCUUCUAAGUUAAACAAUUUUUUUUUUUUUUUUUUGAUAAGUUACAAUUCAUAAAGUAUUUUCUAGUUAAAAAAUUACAUUGUUUUGGUAAAAGCUAUAUUUCUGUAAUGAGCUUAAUAAAAUACUUAUAAAAAUUAGUAGCAUAAUUAUAGACAGUGUGAUUUGAGUAUGAUUAUGGAAAAUUUCUCUACUAAUUUACCAGAUACUUUGGUUAAAAAUUUUUCGUUAGCUUAAUGCAGUUUUCUGUUGUUCUCUGAAAAUAUGUAAUAAAAGAUUAAAAGAUAAAAAUUAAGAUGUUCACUAUAAAAUAAUAUAUUAAGUUAUGGCAAGUAAGUCUAAAAUUUGUAAUAUUCUUUUAAUGAAAUGAGAAUUUCAUUUCUCACAUUAGCCAAACAAAGGAGGUUGUUUGUUAUCUUUCCAAAGAAAAUAUUUUAUAGGAAGUAUAAUUUUAUUAAUUCUCUUUUCUAAAUGUUAGAUUGCCCCACGUAACAUUUUGUAAAUUUUUUAGGGAAAGUAUUUAAUUUUUUAUGUAUGUAAUAGACUCAUUUUUUGAUUUGUUAAGAGUUUACAAAGUGGAAGAUUGGUUAAUGGUUAACAGGUGAAUUAUGCAUUAGUACAAUUUGUGUGAUACUGCACAAUGUUAUUUUGCAAACGUGAAAGUCUGGAAUUAUGUUAUAGGCAUUAAUAUUUUGUUGAUUAGAUGUCUAACUAUGAAAUUUGUAGGAUAACCAGCUUGUAAUUUAUUCUAGAAAUCUUAAAAGAAAUGUUUGAAGUGUGUGUGUGUAUGUAUUUUCUAACAAAUCAACAAUAACUUGAAUUUUGUUUUGCUGUCUCUAUUAGUCUUUAUUUGAACUUCUAGUCAUUUAAUAAAAUUUACUGCCUGUUAAUUAAAAAAGUUUGUUAUCUAAAAUUACAGGUUAAAUUAAGAACCAUUUGGAAAUAUUGCUUGAGAAAACUAAAAAUUAUCAGGAUUAAAAUGGCUAAGAAAUUAGCAAAUUGCUGAUUAGGAAAAUAUUCUCUUUUUAUUCUCAUCUAUUUGAUAAUUAAAAUGGGAGUAUGUCCAAUGAUAUUCUUGAAUCUGACAUUGAAGGAAAUAAACUAUCCAUUUGAUUUAUGUUAUCCAGUUUAUUUAUAUGAAGCAAGAAUAAUUAAUGAUCUUAAUUGCAUUGUCUGAAAAUUAUAUUUGUCACUCCAGAGUUUGUCCUAUGCUAUGUUGUAAAUGUCAGGUGUUUCUUCUCAAGUGCUUCAAUUAGAAGAGGAUUUUAAAGAAGUUUAUGAUUUUGACCUUAAAGAUAUGAGAAAAGUCUAAAUGUAUAAAUUGUAGUAGUGAUCAAAUAGCUAACUUUAAGUGCUGCCUAUUGCAUUGUAAGAUAUCUAAGAUAAAUGCCAAAUUGUCUGAAAAUGUUAGAAAAGCUCCUUAAACUCUUUACAUUUGGCACAUUUACACCUGAGAGCAAACUAUUAAAUAUCAAGAAAGACUUUUAGCAAGGGAUCUCACAUUCCUAUGUAGGGAUUUAAGAGGCAAAAUGUUUUUCUUUUCUUUUCUUUUUAAUUUUUUGAAAGUAUGGUCUGUGGUAAGAAUUUUUUGCAGUCUGUCUGUUCUCUGAAUGACAUUUAUUCAAUAAGCCUGUCAAAGCUUAUUUCGAUAAGCAUUUGCAGAAUUAAUAGUAUUCAAAUGUCCAAUUUAAGUCUGAAAAUUUAUGUAGAAUGUGUAAAAAGUCAUUGCUAUCAUUAUUUGUAACAGAUUACUGAAUAACUGGAAAAUAUUUAUUUUUAAGUUAUAAAACAAUUGCUAUUGCAAAAGUUUUAGCUAAUUUUAGAUCACCUGUUAACCUGUAAGUGAAUACUUAUUGUUCAAUGUAAGUGAACAAACAAUGUGUUUAAGUGAUUUGUUAAAUGUCUUUUUUAAAAUUUCCAAUGAUUUAAAAAAUAUUUUAUAUCUAAGUUUUUUCUUCAAAAUUAUUAAUUUCUAAAUUGUUAAUUUUUUUCAUAAGUUUUAUUGUCUAGGAAAAAUUCUUGCUUAUAUUUUACAUGCCUUUUAAACAAAUUUUCUUCUGUAUUCCUGAGAAAGUGUUGAUUAAGAAUUUUUUAAAUUAUAAGACUUCUGCAAGUCUUAAUAUUUUUUUUACAACUUCUUGAAAUAAUACUUUGUUUUCCAAAAAUAUUAAUUUAUAAAUAUUGAUUUGAUGCUAUCAUCCUUUAUGUUUACUUUAAUUGCCAAGUUGUAAUUAUUUUGUACAUAAAGAUAUGUACUGUAUGUGUGCUUUUAAAACAUUAUAAACUAAAUUUGUAAUCUGUAAAUAUAGCUCAAAGAAACUGCAAUAAAGAUUUUGCCUUGUAGUGAAAAAUAAUUUUAUCAUGAACAUAACAGCAUCACAUCCAAGAGCUUGAUUUAUGAAACUGGUGGCAUGGGGUAAAACAUCUUUUGGAGGCCUCUUCUCUUGUAAAGGUAGUAGGUAUCACUGAUGUAAAUUAUGCAAAGUAUUCCAUGAAAUAACCUAACACUUAAGUAUUCUUUUAUAUAAAGUUGUUUAAAUAAAAAAUAUGUUUCACUUUUCUUUAA
Molecule: messenger RNA, 6125 nt
Organism: Stegodyphus dumicola
Lineage: Eukaryota; Metazoa; Arthropoda; Arachnida; Araneae; Eresidae
Biological process (GO): negative regulation of transcription by RNA polymerase II; negative regulation of cyclin-dependent protein serine/threonine kinase activity
Cellular component (GO): nucleus; cytoplasm; nucleoplasm
Molecular function (GO): 7SK snRNA binding; cyclin-dependent protein serine/threonine kinase inhibitor activity
Source: RefSeq, a predicted model, not a curated record